AUGAACCUUCCACAGAUUGACAGCCCAGGCUCGUCCGUUUUCGACCUCCCCAUACAACCUGCACCGGUAUUUCGUCCACUUGCAACUCCAUCCCGUCAAUACCCGUCAAUCAGCACGCCGUCCUUCAUCGUGUUGUCCGGGGGAACAGGGGGCAAUGCGAUUUGUUCAGCAUUUGGGCUAAAUGCCACCUAUGUCCUACCCGUUUCUGACGAUGGUGGCUCAUCAAGCGAAAUUAUAAGAGUCCUUGGUGGUCCCUCAGUUGGCGAUAUUCGUUCCAGACUUGUCCGUCUCAUUCCUCCCGCACCACCGUCGUCUCCCUUGAGUGCAAUAUGUAAGCUCCUAGCGUACCGCCUUCCGGCGCAUUGUGGUCAGAGGGAAGCUCGCGAUGAGUGGAGGGACAUUGUUGAGGGCCGUAGUUUUCUCUGGAAGGGUAUUUCGAAUGACCGAAAAGAAACUAUACGUGGGUUUCUUGUUUAUUUCGAGAGCGAGCUCCUGAAAAGAGCUCAUAAAAAUUUUGACUUUCGGAAUGGAAGUAUAGGAAACUACUUCCUUGCUGCAGCUCAGGGAUUCUUCCGAUCGCUUCCAGCUGCCAUAUUCCUCUUUUCCUCGAUCACUAACAGCCAGGCCAACAUAUUGCCAGUUGUCGUCACGAAUCACACAGUAACCAUUGCUGCUGAAUUGGAAGACGGCGAGAGAAUGGUAGGACAAUGCGAGAUCUCGCACCCCGUAAAGCAGUCUCCAGCGCCCGUCAACAUAACAGUCUCGGACGAGCGAGGAGAACUAUCACUGUUGGAUGGUUUGGGUCAACUGCCUGCACAACACCAAAAUGUUAUGUAUGAACCAGAGAAUGAUGGGGCGUACGACAGACUGCGGUCCCGGAUUUUUAGGGUUUACUACAUCAAUUCAUAUGGCAUGGAAAUACAUCCGUCUCCAAACCCCGAUUAUAUCUCCAACUUGGCUUCCAGAGAUAUCCUUGUUUACUCUUGUGGCUCGUUGUGGACGAGCAUCAUCCCUUGCUUAGCUCUAAGGGGCGUGGCAAGAGCGAUUGCAAGUUCGCCGUCUCUCCGUGCAAAGGUCUUGCUCUUGAAUUCGGAAAAUGACAGAGAAACAGAUGGGUAUGACGCAGCAGAUUACAUACGUGCGAUCGUCCGUACGCUAAAUUCAAACUACCACAUUGAGCCUUACGGAUUGGGAAAUGCAAACACAACAUACCCAGUAUCUGCAUUUGUCACGGAUUUGGUAUUCCUGAAGGGGACAACUGUGUCCGUGGAUUUACCGAGAAUUACAUCGCUCGGUGUUAGAUGCACAGAAGUUGAUGGGGUCGCUGUAGGAGGGAGAAGCCAAUUUGCAGCAGAUAAUAUUUCGGAUGUCCUGGCAAAGAUUUGGGAGGAGCGCAAAUUGUAG
This is a messenger RNA of Laccaria bicolor S238N-H82, 1404 nucleotides long. RefSeq lists its product as uncharacterized. The transcript has 11 exons. The record is from RefSeq and is a predicted model, not a curated record. Bases 1 to 1404 code for a protein of 467 amino acids. NCBI's taxonomy places the organism in Eukaryota, Fungi, Basidiomycota, Agaricomycetes, Agaricales, Hydnangiaceae. Gene Ontology annotation, molecular function: LPPG:FO 2-phospho-L-lactate transferase activity.